AGUAGCGCUUAUUUUGUUCUCAACUUUUGCGAGAGAGCCAUCUAGUGACAGGCGUGUCAAACUCACGCAAGUGGUUAGUGUAACUGUGAAGUGUUUUGGAAAUCUUCGUUUUUAAAAUGCCUGGACGUCCUAUUUGGCAGUGCGCUGGCAAGCGUGAACCCGAAAAAGAACAAGAAGCACAGAGAUGGAUUGAAGCUGUUACCGGAGAAAAGUUUCCUUCAGACGUCCCUUAUGAGUUAGCUCUUAGGAACGGAAUCAUCCUUUGCAAGCUAAUGAACAGACUACAGCCAGGCAUCAUCCCCAAGGUUAACGUUUCCGGCGGAGAUUAUAAAUUUAUGGAUAAUAUUAGCCAGUUCCAAAACGCUUGCAUCAAAUACGGAGUUCCUGACGUGGAUCUAUUCCAAUCUACCGAUUUGUGGGACCAGAAAAACAUUGCUCUCGUCACGCAGACAAUCUUUGCUCUUGGCAGAACGACGUACAAACAUCCAGAAUGGCGUGGUCCCGGUCUUGGUCCAAAACCCGCUGAGGAAAACCGACGUGAGUUUAGCGAAGACGUCCUUCGUGCUGGUGAAGCGGUAAUUGGUCUUCAAGCUGGUACAAACAAACUGGCCUCACAAUCUGGACAAAACUUCGGCGCUUCACGCAAAAUCAUUCUCGGCAAGUGAAGUACUAGGAGACAAGGCGGUUGAAGAACC
This is a messenger RNA of Vanessa atalanta (red admiral), 695 nucleotides long. RefSeq names its product muscle-specific protein 20-like. The transcript is spliced from 4 exons. Gene Ontology annotation, molecular function: protein binding. The record is from RefSeq and is a predicted model, not a curated record. Bases 117 to 665 code for a protein of 182 amino acids. Lineage: Eukaryota; Metazoa; Arthropoda; Insecta; Lepidoptera; Nymphalidae.